GUUACCUCACCUACUACCUAAACUAACAGCUAACAGCGGUACCUAUCCCGCAACAGCUCUCUAGCCGGGUGCCAUCACCACUCACCCCAUCCCCCUUGUUCUUUCAUAUCUUCUGAGACUUGGAAAUAAAAUUGCAAAUAUCAGCUAUCCUUGACUCAAACGCACAUAUUCAUAUAUCAUCGAAAUCCUGUUCUGAUUGACGUCUCGCCGUGGCCGUACCAAGGAGCGUCAUUCCUGGCUAUCCAUCAUGGCGCUCGACAACUAUUAUCGCAAUAAAAUCGAGAGCAUGAAGCUCGAGAUAAUCCAGGGACAGGCUGUCUUACGAAGACUGGAAGCACAGCGCAACGACUAUAAUUCGAGGGUGCGUUUACUUCGAGAGGAACUCGGCCUGCUUCAACAGCCUGGUUCUUAUGUCGGGGAGGUAGUCAAAGUGAUGAGUACCAAAAAGGUUCUUGUCAAAGUGCAUCCCGAAGGAAAAUACGUGGUGGAUAUUGCGGAUGGCGUUGAUAUCAGCAAGCUUACUGUGGGAAAGCGGGUCGCUCUACUUUCCGAUUCCUAUAAGCUGGAAAAGAUGCUACCCUCGUCGGUUGACCCGCUGGUGUCGCUAAUGAUGGUAGAAAAAGUACCAGACAGCACGUAUGACAUGAUUGGGGGGCUGGACCAGCAGAUUAAGGAAAUCAAGGAAGUCAUUGAGCUCGGCUUAAAACAUCCAGAGUUAUUUGAGUCGCUCGGUAUUGCACAGCCGAAAGGUGUUCUUCUUUAUGGGCCGCCAGGAACCGGCAAAACUCUGCUUGCCCGAGCAGUGGCCCAUCAUACUGACUGCCGGUUUAUCAGAGUGAGCGGAUCCGAACUUGUACAGAAAUACAUCGGUGAAGGAAGUCGCAUGGUCCGUGAACUAUUCGUUAUGGCUCGAGAGCACGCUCCCAGUAUCAUAUUCAUGGAUGAGAUCGACAGUAUCGGAUCUAGCCGCAUAGACUCGGCAGGUUCGGGUGAUUCAGAGGUGCAGCGGACGAUGCUGGAGCUGCUUAAUCAAUUGGAUGGGUUUGAGCCCACCAAGAACAUCAAGAUCAUCAUGGCUACCAACCGGCUCGACAUCCUGGAUCCGGCUUUGUUGCGCCCUGGUCGGAUUGACCGGAAGAUUGAAUUCCCUCCGCCCUCGGUGGAAGCUCGUGCGGAUAUUCUGCGAAUCCACUCGCGGUCAAUGAACUUGACACGAGGCAUUAACCUAACAAAGAUUGCAGAGAAGAUGAACGGGUGUUCGGGAGCCGAGUUGAAGGGUGUUUGUACGGAAGCAGGCAUGUACGCUCUCCGAGAACGGCGAGUGCAUGUUACUCAAGAGGAUUUCGAUCUGGCCACCGCCAAGAUUCUCAACAAGCACGACGACAAGGAAGUCGCCGUUUCCAAGCUUUUCAAGUAAAGGCGGGGUGUUUGUGAAUUUUAAUGGCCUCCUACAGCAAGAACUAUGGUAUAAGAAUCAACGCUCUUUGAUGACCGCCCCGCCGGCAUCAUUACAUGCAUGUGCGAUUGUGCGCUCCGCACGUGUACCUGAUUACUGUCAGUGACGUCAAAUUCCAAACUUUUAGCUGCCUCGUAGUUGGAUAUCUGCUGGCAGCCAGGAAUAUAAAGAAGUGAACCUCCUGCGCAGGAUUUUCGCACAGUGUCUCCCUAUUUGCACACUCUCAUUGCUUGAUAGAAAUCCAGUCUGGUUAGCGAGAAUAGCAUAAAAG
Messenger RNA from Aspergillus ibericus CBS 121593, 1727 nucleotides. RefSeq names its product proteasome regulatory particle base subunit RPT6. Gene Ontology annotation, molecular function: proteasome-activating activity; ATP hydrolysis activity; ATP binding. Gene Ontology annotation, biological process: proteasome-mediated ubiquitin-dependent protein catabolic process. The transcript is spliced from 3 exons. Bases 248 to 1417 code for a protein of 389 amino acids. NCBI's taxonomy places the organism in Eukaryota, Fungi, Ascomycota, Eurotiomycetes, Eurotiales, Aspergillaceae. Gene Ontology annotation, cellular component: proteasome regulatory particle, base subcomplex. The record is from RefSeq and is a predicted model, not a curated record.